Molecule: messenger RNA, 2126 nt
Organism: Anopheles stephensi (Asian malaria mosquito)
Lineage: Eukaryota; Metazoa; Arthropoda; Insecta; Diptera; Culicidae
Gene: mRpS30
Product: 39S ribosomal protein S30, mitochondrial
Exons: 2
Coding region: 325-1995 (556 amino acids)
Biological process (GO): translation
Cellular component (GO): mitochondrial large ribosomal subunit; ribosome; mitochondrion
Molecular function (GO): structural constituent of ribosome
Source: RefSeq, a predicted model, not a curated record
CGUAGCUUCUUGACUGACGUCAACUGUCAUAGCUGUCAUUGUGUAAAUGAUUUUGUCUUUAUUUAUAUUUUACUUUGCUUUGCUUGUGCCGAUCCUUUUGCAAUGAUGUCGUUUAUAGAAAUAACAAUUUUCCUACAGCUUGUCUGUUGCUUUCAUUGAUUUCAUUUAAUUCCGUUUUGUAAAUUGUCGGAUGUCGGCAUAAACAACACACACAUGGUGGUCGGUGUAAACGAGUGAAGUUGUGCAAAAUGUCAAACCCCAGUCAACAUGUUUCGGCACCGCUUUUUCAUCAUUUCAUAACAAACUUGUGCCGUACGGUGAAAAAUGUUGUCGAGCAACUUUCGUCCUUAUUUACUAUGCGUAGGUCGCUAUGGCCAACGCACGUUGGUCACCAGGCCUCUUCCGAGCAAGGAGCACGAGUAUACGAACCAACCGGAAUACCCAGCCAUUCAAGAUUUAAGCUAUCCGGCCAAGAAAAAGCGCGAACGAGAAUCAUGGCACCAGCGGAUUGCAAAGCUAAGCACGGUCGAGGAGAAGCUGUUUGAAAUUAACAUGCCAAAAUACUACGGAUACAAAGCGAAUAUGCUGACGGACGACAAGUUCCCGUACAACAUCAAACCGUUUGUGCAGUACGCGACUAGAACGAGCUUUCAAAAAGGCUUACCCCAGUUCUAUGAUCCGGUUAAAGAGAAGUCGACAAAAAUUCUUGCAACCAUACAAAGCGAGCUCGAGGACACGAUUGCAUUUGAGCUUUCCGGCUACAGCCACCUUAUGCGCGACGGAAACGUUUCUCCUAUGGAGAGAGAGGAAACGGUUGCUAAAUCCCUGUUGAUGCAGCUUCACCGCGCCAUAGUUAAUGCACUCGCGCCAGAUUAUAGUCAUUUGAGAGAGAUUGAAACAGAUUUCGAUCCACGGCAUGAAGCAUUCUGGUUCCUUGGAGGCAUUUAUCCACCGAAGUUGGUGCGCAAGAUUAAGGAAGGUAUGGAAUGGCAGAAGCAGUACGCCGACGAUCCGUAUGAUCGCAACAUUCAAUACGUGGGAAAGCCGCACAUGGCCAUAAGACACAAGCAUCUGCUGGAGCCUUUUCUGUCGAAGGAUUUGCAAUCUUUGGACGUUAAGCAGGAUGGCAUCGAAGUACCGGACUACCGGUACGAUCCGCUAGCGUUGGGAUAUAUGACGAACUUCCGGCAUGCUACAACAGUGCCAGGGUUUUGGCCCGGGGAUCAGCACGAGUUUGGCUUGAUAUCAUUUCAACGACGAACUCACGCACUGGAACGCCAUAAGUACUGUGCGGUUAACGAUCUGGAUGAAGCUAUCCAUGCGCAAGGCAUUUUGUCCAGCUUUGCUUGGUUGCUGGGUCAGGCCUGCUACCAGGGCUUCUCCGUGUUUAACGAUGUAACGUACCCGUUAGUCACCCAGACUGUUGUAACAAAUGGCAAACACUGGUCAUUUUAUGCGUAUCAGCUCAACACGACGCUACUUCACUCGGAUCAAGUGGACGCCAACAAUCGAUACAAUCUGUGCUGGGGGACGGAAGCUUUGCAACUGUACGAAUCGAUCGAUGAAAAUGGUAAACUGCACGGCCUUAAUAGCGAUGUUCUGCUUCAGCUGAUAAUGUUCUACAUCAAUGCGCCAAAGGAACGUACGGAAGUGAAUCUUAAGCCACAUCUCUGCCCAAGGGAAACCCGAGUAGCAGACAUUGAGGAUGAAAAUCGACGAAUGUUUAUGGAGCAAGCGUACAAGCACUUGGUGUCGAAUCGGCCCCGUCACCGACUGGUGCCGGAAGUGUACCAGUGGGAAAAAAUCUACAAGAUAGACCACAAAACUCGCCCGAUGGACGCUAAGCGCAGACCGUUCGAGUUUGGCGAAAAUAUGUACAAGCGGCGGUUGGACGAGCAUGCACUGAAAUACAUUCCUCGUGCUGUGCGUCCGGGUGGCCCGAAGAGUAGACCGAAGUUUGAAUCGACCUACUAUCCCAACGUACGGAGGCAAUAAGCUCUUUACUGCAGCAGUUCACUGAAUAGAAGCAGUACUGUGCUGUGCUGGCAGUAAACUUAUCGCGAUGAAACGCAAUCUACCUACCAUUACGCAUCCGAAAGAGGAAAUAAACCUUUUAAACAAUUGAA